Molecule: messenger RNA, 985 nt
Organism: Dendroctonus ponderosae (mountain pine beetle)
Lineage: Eukaryota; Metazoa; Arthropoda; Insecta; Coleoptera; Curculionidae
Gene: Prosbeta2
Product: proteasome subunit beta type-7
Exons: 6
Coding region: 57-884 (275 amino acids)
Cellular component (GO): proteasome core complex
Molecular function (GO): threonine-type endopeptidase activity
Source: RefSeq, a predicted model, not a curated record
UAUGUCAGAUUCUUAACCUCUGCGAUCUGUGAUAGUGACUUAUCAAAAUAUUAACAAUGUCUAGCGUUUUGUGUCCUGAAAUUCCGGCUCCAGGGUUUUCCUUUGAAAAUUGCCGCAGAAAUGCUAUGCUUGAAAAAAAGGGCUUGUCAAUCCCGAAAGCCCAAAAAACUGGUACCACCAUUGUUGGGAUCAUCUACGCAGAUGGAGUGAUCCUUGGCGCUGAUACUAGAGCAACUGAGGAUACUACAGUUGCAGAUAAAAACUGCGAAAAGAUUCAUUAUUUGGCCCCAAAUAUGUAUUGUUGCGGAGCGGGAACUGCUGCUGAUACAGAAAUGACCACUCAAAUGGUAUCGUCCCAAUUGGAACUCCAUCGCCUUAAUACGAACCGCGUACCCAGAGUUGCUACUGCAAACCAGAUUCUGAAACAAUACUUGUUCCGCUAUCAGGGGCAUAUUGGGGCUGCUUUGGUUCUUGGAGGCGUCGAUUCUACUGGACCUCAUCUCUACUCCAUCUUUCCUCACGGUUCAACCGAUAAACUUCCAUAUACUACUAUGGGUUCCGGAUCCUUGGCUGCAAUGGCUGUUUUUGAAACGCGCUGGAAACCGAACAUGUCUGAAGCCGAGGGAGUGAAAUUGGUUCGAGAUGCCGUCGGUUACGGUAUUUUCAAUGAUUUGGGUUCUGGAUCGAACAUAGACAUUUGCAUUAUUCGAAAAGGGACUGUAGAGUACUUGAGGACUUACGACGAGGCCAAUAAGAAAGGAGAAAAGCAGAAUUCCUACAAAUAUCCAAAAGGAACUACUGCCGUUUUAACAACUCGAGUGAUUGAUAUUGAGGAAGUCUCUGUCAGAAGAUUAGACAGAGUGGAAGCGAUGGAUACUGCUUAAAAAGACUAUUUUCAUGCAAACGUUUUUUUAUAUUAUUAAUUGCCGUGUCACUAUUUGCAACUUUUUGGCAAGCAUUAAAAUAUAAAGGUGUUCUUAUAUCA